Parastagonospora nodorum SN15 is the source of this 668-nucleotide messenger RNA. RefSeq lists its product as hypothetical. The transcript is spliced from 5 exons. Bases 41 to 538 code for a protein of 165 amino acids. Gene Ontology annotation, biological process: proton motive force-driven ATP synthesis. NCBI's taxonomy places the organism in Eukaryota, Fungi, Ascomycota, Dothideomycetes, Pleosporales, Phaeosphaeriaceae. Gene Ontology annotation, molecular function: proton-transporting ATP synthase activity, rotational mechanism. The record is from RefSeq and is a predicted model, not a curated record.
GCAGACCAGCAAUUGCAUCCUCACCACCCCUCCAUCCAUCAUGAACUCCUUCCGUAUCGCCAGGGCUGCCGUCCGCGUGAGGCCUGCCGCCAUCGCCCGCCCGAUUCAGCGCAGAGGCUACGCCGAGGUCGCCUCAGACAAGAUCAAGCUGUCCCUAGCUCUUCCGCACCAGUCUAUCUACAAGUCCCAGGAUGUCGUCCAGGUCAACCUUCCCGCUGAGACCGGUGAUAUGGGUGUUCUGGCCAACCACGUGCCCUCAAUCGAGCAGUUGAAGCCCGGUCUUGUUGAGAUCAUCGAGGAGCAGGGUGGCAGCAAGCAGUUCUUCCUGUCCGGAGGUUUCGCGACUGUGCAGCCCAACUCCGUUCUCAGCAUCAACGCGGUUGAGGGCUACCCGUUGGAGGACUUCAGCGCCGAGGCUGUCAGGAACCAGAUCGCCGAGGCCCAGAAGAUUGCCAGUGGAAGCGGCAGCGAGGCAGACAUUGCUGAGGCCAAGAUUGAGCUCGAGGUCCUCGAGAGCCUGCAGGCGGCACUGAAGUAAUUGUAAAUAGCGAUUCGCGGGUACAGCACCCAGCUGUAUAGUAUCAGGUGCGAAGCAUGCGCGAUUAUCAUGUGCACAAGACAAGAAGGUGCUUUCUAAAACCAGUCCAUACACUCCAUCUUUCCUCGCU